Messenger RNA from Clupea harengus (Atlantic herring), 7063 nucleotides. RefSeq names its product zinc finger E-box binding homeobox 2b (gene zeb2b). The transcript is spliced from 10 exons. Gene Ontology annotation, biological process: regulation of transcription by RNA polymerase II; anatomical structure development. NCBI's taxonomy places the organism in Eukaryota, Metazoa, Chordata, Actinopteri, Clupeiformes, Clupeidae. Gene Ontology annotation, molecular function: RNA polymerase II cis-regulatory region sequence-specific DNA binding; DNA-binding transcription factor activity, RNA polymerase II-specific. The coding region runs from base 1770 to 5495 and encodes 1241 amino acids. The record is from RefSeq and is a predicted model, not a curated record.
UUUUUUGCCUAGAAUUUACCUUUUUUGGUCUAAGACUAGGUAAACGAUCUGGAUGUUAGAGUAACGGUACGCUUCUCUUAGAAAAAAAAAGCGUUUCUCCCCGGCAAAGCGUUAUGCCUUAACUUUUCUGUACCUGCGCAGGUAACAUAGGUGCGCUGCACUUUACAAGCGAAUGCUUUCUUAAGGAUAUGAUUCCUUUUAAUAUGGUGCGUUUGAUUAGACUGAAAUUAUUUCAGAUGACGAAAAACAGCGUAUUUUUAUGGUGUAGUGCAAGAUACACAAUAAAAUAAUUAUUGCCAAACCAUAUCAACUUUUACUCCUAAUUUUUAUGUUUUUUGCUGUUCUUACUAUAGUCCCUGUAGAUUUGGUCUAAAAUUAGGCUUUGUAGGUAUUUACUGCACCGGUUACGUUUCAAAACAUAGCACAUAUUGACAGCGGCGUACUCUGUUAUGACACAAAUCGGUAUUUUUCAGAGUAAAAAAAUCUGUAAGAUUUGUACUAUAUUUCAUUAAUUUUCACAAGACCACAACUCGCAUGGUUUUUGUUAGCAUUCGUGUUUGUUUUUCCAGUCACGCUUCGUUUCCCAUUGUAAUACAAUCACACAGGCUGAAGCCAAGUCAACAUGAUGAGAUCCUCUUAAAUUUACAACACUGAUUCAACGCUGAAAUUUAUAUCGUGAUUAAUUUUCACCCCGCGCCGAGCACAAUUUACUAGACAAGAACUCGACACAGACAAUAUCCAGGCAUGAGAAGUUCUCGGUUUGCCUAUGGCUCGCUGGUAUGCAUUGCACAACUCUUCCGUGCGCACUGCAUCCUCUGCGAUUCUUGCUGUAAUCCUGGAGUAAGGUUACAAAGUAAAAAAGAAAACAGUUGUUGCUAAAUCAGCAAAUGUAAUUUGUCAAGCUGUGCAAUAGAAACUGUCCUAAAAUGCCCUGCGUAAAAUGUAGUAGAAAAACAGUAAUCACGUAAAUUGACUUCUAAAUCCUAUGCCAGUAUUUGUAUAGUAACAAUGACUCUAACAAACACAACUGUAACAAUACAAAUAUAUUUUAAAAACACCAUCAUGCUAUAUAUAAAUCUCGUAGUCUACGUAAAUCUUGAAACCGUGGACUAUCUGUUAUGUAAAUGCAUGACCUGCCGGACAAACCUCACAGUUUAGGAAUAUUUAUUUCUUACUCAAAAUGAUCAGUGCAAGGGGAAAACUCUUUCUCUUCAGUCACUCAUAGAUAUAUUUGCAAAGUUCCUACCAUAUUUAAUAUAAAUUUCCCUGAUAAAACUAUAAUAUUAAUACCUACACUUGUAAUAUCAAUACAUAUGUAAAAAUGCAGAACUGUCAGAAUAGAUAACGAGAGCAAUAGUUAACUGUUUUAGUUAUCACUGCAGACAAACACACAGUAGUCACGUCUGUGAUACCAUUACUAAAGAAAUGUGUUGGUCAAAUUCAGUUUAAAAUAUGUAUAGACUCAACUGCAGGGUCAUAUUUAAGUUCACAGUUUUAAGACAGCCUUCCUUCCAUAGGCAGACUAGGGCAUUGUGGCUCACACUGAAGGUGCAAUUCUGUCUCCCCCCAUAGCCUCUCCCGUUGUCUUAUGUCGCUUGCAUUAACACCACCCUCGUCACUAGCAUUAAAUGACCAAGUGUAUAUUCAAGCAAAAAUCCCUUCUCGCAUGUAGCGCGUCUAAGUGAAUCCAUUCUAACGAUAUUGAGCCUGCGUGCUGCUGAUUCAAGGAGUCGAGUUCAUGCGAACUGCCAUCUGAUCCAGUCUUAUCAAUGAAGCAGCUGAUCAUGGCGGAUGGCCCCAGGUGUAAGAGGCGAAAACAAGCCAACCCAAGACGGAAAAACGCAGUCUUGAACUAUGAGAACGUAGUGGAGACCGGUUCUGAGACGGAGGAGGACGACAAGCUGCUGGUGUCCGAAGAGGACGGCCUGCUGAACGGCGCAGCCAGCCCUUCCAGCGUGGCCAAUCACGACGCCGGAUCCCCGCUGGCUGGCCACGCCCUGCUGACCAAGCACGAGGACGACGACGACGACGACAUGAGGGACAGCGGGGUCGACCACGUCUGGCACGAGAGCGACAUGCUGCGAGCCUCCGUCGACGGUACUGAUGAAAUGAAAGAUGACUUUGACACUAUGGGACCUGACGCCACUCUUCAGACAGUUGGAAACGGUACAGUUAAGAAUGUUGAUUGCACUUCAGACUUCGAGGAGUUCUUUGCCAAACGCAAGCUGGACGACAGCGAGAGCCACGUGGUCAGUAUAGCCGAGUACCUCCAGCGUGGCGACACGGCCAUCAUUUACCCAGAAGCCCCCGAGGAGCUGUCCCGCCUGGGCACGCCCGAAGCCAACGGGCAGGAGGAGAAUGACUUACCACCUGGAACUCCAGAUGCUUUCGCGCAACUGCUGACCUGCCCUUACUGCGACCGGGGCUACAAGCGCUUGACAUCGCUUAAGGAGCACAUCAAGUACCGCCAUGAGAAGAACGAGGAGAACUUCGCCUGCCCCCUGUGCAACUACACGUUUGCUUACCGCACCCAGCUCGAGCGGCAUAUGGCCACGCACAAGCCAGGACGAGAUCAGCACCAACUGCUGAACCAGGGGGCUGGCAACCGCAAGUUCAAAUGCACGGAGUGUGGCAAGGCCUUCAAAUACAAGCACCAUCUGAAGGAGCACCUGCGGAUUCACAGUGGUGAAAAACCGUACGAAUGCCCGAACUGCAAGAAGCGCUUCUCUCACUCGGGCUCCUACAGCUCCCACAUCAGCAGCAAGAAAUGCAUCGGCCUGAUUACGGUCAACGGCAGGAUGCGCAACAACAUGAAGACGGGCUCCUCGCCCACGUCCGCCUCCUCCUCCCCGACCAACAGCGCCAUCACCCAGCUGCGACACAAGCUGGAGAACGGCAAGCCUCUGGGCCUCCAGGACCAGUCCAACCACAUGAACAUCAAGACUGAACCACUGGACUUCAACGACUACAAGAUGAUGAUGGCCUCGCACGGCUUCGGCGGACCCGGUCCCUUCAUGAACGGAGGGAUGGGGGGCGGAAGCCCGCUGGGGGUCCACAACUCGGCCCAGAGCCCGAUGCAGCACCUGGGAAUGAGCAUGGAGGCGCAGCUGCUUGGCUUCCCCCAUCUGGGGAACAACCUGAGCGAGGUGCAGAAGGUGCUCCAGAUUGUCGACAACACUGUGUGCAGGCAGAAGAUGGACUGCAAACCUGAGGACAUCUCCAAGCUGAAGGCGUACAUGAAGGACCUCAGCGCUCAGAUGGAGGAACAGAAGCAGUCGCUGGCUUCUGCCGGUGCCCAGCAGGGGGGCCUGCCGGUGGUCAACCACAACGGGGCCACUAAAAGCAUCAUCGAUUACACGUUGGAGAAGGUGAACGAAGCCAAAGCUUGCCUCCAGAGCUUGACGACAGACUCAAAGAGACAAUUUAGCAAUAUCAAAAAGGAGAAAUCGAAUCACACAGUAGACUUAGGUACAGAAGAGAAGAAGCAUAGCGAGAAUAACUUAAUGUUUACACCCUUCUCUUGCCAAUACUGCAAAGAGGCCUUCCAAGGUCCUAUACCUCUGCAUCAGCAUGAGCGAUACAUGUGCAAGAUGAACGAGGAGAUCAAGGCGGUCCUCCAGCCCAGUGAGAACCUGACAUCCAACAAACAAGGGAUGUUUGCAGAGAAGCACGCUUUGCUGCUCUCCUCUAUCAUCGCAGAGAAGGCCAUGACAGGACCCAUCAAUCCAUACAAGGACCACAUGUCUGUUCUCAAGGCAUACUUCGCCAUGAACACAGAGCCGAACUCCGAGGAGCUUCUGAAGAUCUCCAUCGCCGUCGGUCUCCCUCAGGAAUUUGUGAAGGAGUGGUUUGAGCAGAGGAAAAUGUACCAGUACGGAAAUGCCAGGACAUCUCCCUUGGACAGGGGCAACAUGGAGGUGGGUCUGCCCCCUACCCACCACACCCUGAUUAAAGACUCCAUGGCCGCCAGGUCCCCGGUGUCCCUGGUCAAGCCGCACGACCAUAUCACGUCACCCUCUCUAGCGGAGUUCCACAACAACAUCAACAAUUGUGACACUCCCCUCAGGCUCUCGAAAACCGCCCAGUUUACCGGAACCAAACAGAUGGCGGAGAAGUUGAACCACUCCAGGAGCAACACUCCAUCCCCCUUGAACCUCUCUUCUGCAUCUUCAAAAAACUCCCACAGCAGCUCGUACACGCCAAACAGCUUCACGUCCGAGGACCUUCAGGCCGAGCCACUGGACCUAUCACUGCCAAGACUAAUGAGGGAAUCCAAGCACGUCCUGUCCAUGAAAAGCCAACACAAACCCAACAGCGUCCCCAUCGACCACAACAACCUCUCCUCCCCCCGAGAGCACUUCGAGGAGCCCUUGAACUUGGCUUACCUGUCCAAGAAGGACUUUGCUAUCUCCAAUGGCAACGGCAACAACAACGGCAACCAUGACAAAAGCACUAGCCACAUGUUUGCCAUGAACCCUUUCAGUGCCAAACCUAUGUACACAUCCCUACCGCCACAGAGUGCGUUUCCACCACCCACCUUCAUGCCCCCGGUCCAGGCCAGCAUACCAGGCCUGAGGCCGUACCCAGGGCUCGAUCAGAUGGGGUUCCUUCCACACAUGGCCUACACUUACGCCGCGGGGGCUGCCACCUUUGCUGAGAUGCAACAGAGACGAAAGUAUCAGCGAAAGCAAGGCUUCCAGGGGGAGCUGCUUGACGGAACAGCAGAAUAUCUGUCAGGCCUGGACGACAUGACAGACUCAGACUCCUGUCUGUCCCGGAGGAAGAUUAAGAAGACAGAAAGUGGUAUGUACGCGUGUGACUUGUGCGACAAAACAUUCCAGAAGAGCAGUUCCCUCCUAAGACACAAAUAUGAGCACACAGGUAAACGACCACACCAGUGUCAAAUCUGCAAGAAAGCAUUCAAACACAAGCACCACCUGAUCGAACAUUCGAGACUGCACUCGGGCGAGAAGCCCUACCAGUGCGACAAAUGCGGCAAGCGCUUCUCGCACUCGGGCUCGUACUCGCAGCACAUGAACCACCGCUACUCCUACUGCAAGCGGGAGGCCGAGGAGCGGGAGGCGGCGGAGCGGGAGGCCAGGGAGAAGGGCCACCUGGAGCCCACGGAGCUGCUCAUGAAUCGGGCAUACUUGCAGGGCAUCACCCCUCAGGGCUACCCUGACCUGGAGGAUCGGGAAAGGGAGCGGGAACGGGAGCGGGAGCGCGAACGGGACGCCCUCCUGCGCGAGAGCAUGAACGGAGGAGGCAUGAGAGAACGGCCAAAGGAAGUCGACGGAACGUACGCGAAGAUCGGACGGCGAGAGGACGAGUUUGAGGAGGAAGAGGAAGAGAGUGAGAACAAGAGCAUGGACACGGAUCCAGACACGUUGAGGGACGAGGAAGAGAACGGAGAGCACUCCAUGGACGACAGUUCGGUUGACGGGAAAACAGAAACCAAAUCUGAUCACGAGGACAACAUGGAGGACGGCAUGUAAUAAAACUACUGCAUUCAAAAGCUUCCCAUGUCUUUCCCCCCAUCCCAUUCUGUUCUGAUCAUUAUUUUUUAUUUUUUUUCCAAGAACCUGCUUGAUUUUAUUUCAAAACACGCUGCUGUGUUGAGGCUGUACAUGCACGUGCCUGAAGCUUCUGGGAAGCUUGUAUUGAAGGACUCAAAAAGGGGGAGGGCGGCAAAUCUGCCCUCACACACUGAUCAGACGUCAGAACUGGGUGGGCGUGGGGUUGGGAAGGGAGUUGUGUAAGAAGCUGCAUUAUGCAAAAAGAAUAAAAAAAAUGAAUAAAUAAAAUACAUUUUAAAAGUUGUACAGUAUUAAGGCCUAAAACUAUGUGCGGUGCUAACAUCCUAAAAAAACCCUGUGUUCCAUAGUAUUUAUAGCACAAACUAGUAACUUGUACAAAUUGCACUCUGCUUCUAUAAUCACUUCUAAAAUAAUAAAAAAUUAUUGCCUAUGUAUAUUUAUACAGUGUUGAGAAAAAAAAAAGAAUCUGUGGUUUCCCCACUACAGUCAUCAGUAUUGUUACUUAUCUUUGACUUAAUAUGUUGUCUAUGGUUUUGCCCUGUCGUCUGGCCAGUUAGCCACACACGUAGGCCUCAGUAUUUCUUUAUGUGAAGGAACUUCCCACAUACCUGCGUGGUUUCAAGGUAUUGAAGUCUUAACUAGACGGUGUCGAGAAAGUGGAAUGGGCUGGAGACUAAAUGAAGGACAAAAGAUGUGAACAAAGAAGGAGAAAGCCUUUGUAAGGUGUUUUUAUUAAAAAGCCUUAUAUGCAAACCUUUUAAUCUGUGUGUUUUCUGCAAGUGCCAUCCUUGUAUAGAGUAAAAGGAAGGUGACCUGUGUUACCUUUUUCACCAGCUUCAGUAUUAAAAAAGAGAAAUAGUCCACCCUAUUCUUUGGAGAACCCAUAACAGUAUUAGAAGAAUAGGUAACGGUUCCUUAGUUUACAUAUGUUUGUGCAAUUUUCUGUAUUUUUUUCCUUAACUUUUUGUCAGUAUUACACCAAACCAUUUGCAACAACAAUUUGCAUUCAUUUUAUUUGUAGGUUAAAUAACAUUUAUUUAUGUGGCCCAUUUUGUAUUUCCUCAUUUUAUUUAUUUCAUACUGUAGUGUACAGUAUUAUAGUUCUUCGAUAUAUAGAUAUAUUUUAGUAAAAAGGAACAUGGCGUUGAUCAUUGAGGCAAAUUUUACGUAAAGAGAGCAUUUAUUGUGUUUUGAAACAUUAAUUGUGAAAUGCGAAUUUUCAACUUAUUAUUUUGUUUUGUUUCUUUUAUUUUCCAGUUACUGGAAAUUCCAAAUUUGGGAACUUUUGAUACAAUAUUGUGAAAACACUGUAUUUUCGACUGAAAAAAAAAUUCCACUUUCUUCAUCUUGUUUUUUUAGCUAAAAAAAAUGAAGAGGGACUGUUAAAAUACAAUGUAUGAUACCAUGACAGAAAAAAAGAAUCUUUCCUGAAAUGUCUUUGUAAAAGUAUUAUUGAAUUUUUAAUUUGUAAUUUCUCUUGGACAUGACCAUGCUCGAAUAAAAGUAGCCAAAUUAAAGAACAAAAA